Molecule: messenger RNA, 1284 nt
Organism: Panicum virgatum (switchgrass)
Lineage: Eukaryota; Viridiplantae; Streptophyta; Magnoliopsida; Poales; Poaceae
Product: probable glycosyltransferase 4
Exons: 2
Coding region: 1-1284 (427 amino acids)
Biological process (GO): xyloglucan biosynthetic process
Cellular component (GO): trans-Golgi network; membrane; endosome
Molecular function (GO): hexosyltransferase activity; xyloglucan 6-xylosyltransferase activity; UDP-xylosyltransferase activity
Source: RefSeq, a predicted model, not a curated record
AUGUCGGACCAAGCUGUCGCGGCUGACCGGCGAGGCUGCCAGCAUCCGCCGUUCCGCCUUCUGGCCGUCCUCGUCCUCCUCUUCCUCGGGGCGCCGUGCGCCAUCUUCUUCGUCAUGUCGACCGGCCUUGCUCGCCUCCCCCGCAUCCGCGUCGAGUACGACCGCUGCCACGCUCACUCCAGCGCGCGUACGGAUCAGCCGCCGCCGUCACUGUCACCGUCGCCGCCGCUGCGCCAGCUGACGGACCCGCCGCACUCGCUCGGCCCGGUCCCGUCGGACUACGACGAGCGCAGAGUAGCCCAGUGGCUCCGCGACAACCCGCGGUUCCCGGCCUUCGUCGCGCCGGGGAGGCCCCGGGUGCUCGUGGUGACCGGGUCGUCGCCGCGCCGGUGCAGCGCCCCGGACGGCGACCACCUGCUGCUCCGCGCGUUCAAGAACAAGGUGGACUACUGCCGCGUCCACGGCUUCGACAUCUUCUACAGCACGGCGGUGCUCGACGCGGAGCUGACGGGGUUCUGGACCAAGCUGCCGCUGCUGCGCGCCCUGAUGCUCGCGCACCCGGAGACGGAGUUCCUGUGGUGGAUGGACUCCGACCUGAUGCUCACCGACAUGCUGUUCGAGCCGCCGUGGGACAGGUACGGGAGCCACAACCUCGUCAUCCCGGGCUGGGACGCCAAGGUGUACAGCGCCAAGAGCAGGCUCGGCGUCAACGCCGGCAGCUUCAUCAUCCGGAACUGCCGGUGGUCGCUCGACCUGCUCGACGCGUGGGCGCGCAUGGGGCCGCGCGGCCCCGUGCGCGAGAUGUACGGCAAGCUCAUCGCCGGGACGCUCUCCGACCGCGGGCCGUACGAGGCCUGCGACCACUCGACGCUCAUGUACCUGCUCGUGACGGAGCGCGGCAGGUGGGGCGGCAAGACGUUCCUCGAGAGCUCGUACAGCCUGCACGGCUUCUGGGCGGGGAUCGUGGACAGGUAUGAGGAGAUGCGGCGCGAUCCGGCGCCGGGUCCCGGCGGCGAGCGGUGGCCGUUGGUGACGCACUUCGUCGGGUGCAAGCCGUGCGGCGGGGUUGACUCGAGCUACGACACCGCGCGGUGCCGGCGCGGCAUGGAGCGCGCGCUCAACUUCGCCGACGACCAGAUACUGAACCUGUACGGCUUCGAGCACGAGUCGCUUAACAGCACCGCCGUGCGGCGCGUCCGGAACGACACCGGCGGGCCGCUGGACGCGGACGACGUGGUGCUCCGCCGGCUCUUGCACCCGACGUUCAGAGCUGCCAACUUGUGA